Messenger RNA from Neoarius graeffei (lesser salmon catfish), 1794 nucleotides. It is a transcript of the gene hpxa, whose product is annotated as hemopexin a. Bases 101 to 1444 code for a protein of 447 amino acids. NCBI's taxonomy places the organism in Eukaryota, Metazoa, Chordata, Actinopteri, Siluriformes, Ariidae. The record is from RefSeq and is a predicted model, not a curated record. The transcript is spliced from 10 exons.
CCUCGCUCACACUGGCUAUAAAAGGUUGAGGAUAGCAGGUUCUUCGGUACCUCCUCCAGCUGAGCUGUGUCUGCAGUGGAACCAGAGGAUCGUCUUAACGAUGAGGGCAUUCAUCCAGACCUUCACCAUCUGCCUGGCUCUCUCUCUCUGCCUGGCAGAUAGCGUGGAUCAUCACCACCAUUCUGAAGAUGAACAUGACCACCAUUUACACGAUCAGCAUCACAAACACUUUGAUCGCUGCAAGGAAUUAGUGUUUGAUGCUGCACUUGAGGAUGAGAAUGGGGUUCACUACUUCUUUAAGGAUGAUCAUGUGUUUAAGGGGUUCCAUGGUGAAGGUGAACUUACAAAUCAGACCUUCCCUGAGUUGGAUGAUCAUCUUCUGGGACAUGUGGAUGCAGCAUUCCACUUGCCAUCUGAGGACAGUCCUGACCGCCAUGAGCAUCUGUAUUUCUUCCUGGAUGACAAGGUUUUCAGCUAUGAAAAUCACAAGCUGACUGAAGGAUAUCCAAAAGUCAUCUCUGAGGUAUUCCCUGGUAUUCCGGGUCAUUUGGAUGCUGCAGUUGAGUGCCACAAACCUGACUGUCCCAAUAACACUAUUGUCUUUUUCAAGGGUCAUGAAAUCUACCACUUUGACAUUGACACCAAGGAGGUCCAUGAGAAAGAAUUCAAAAGCAUGCCCAACUGCUCUGCUGCCUUCCGCUAUGCGGGAAAAUAUUACUGUCUCCAUGGCCACGACUUCUCCAAGUUCGACCCCAAUACUGGGGAAGUUCAUGGGAAAUAUCCAAAAGAGGCCCGUGAAUACUUCAUGAGUUGUCCCAGUUAUGGUGAGAAGACUGAGGCAGAGAACAUUGAGAGAGAGCAGUGCAGCCAUGUGCACCUGGAUGCCGUCGCUGAGGAUGAUGAUCAUGAUCUAUUUGCUUUCAGAGGCCACCAUUUUCUCAGUAAAAUUGAUGGACAAUAUCAUGCUGGCACUAUUACGAGUGCCUUUAAAGGACUGCCGAGUAAUAUUGAUGCUGCGUUUGCCCAUGAAAAUCACAUACACAUCAUCAAGGGUGACCAACUGUAUGUCUAUAAUAUAUCACACAAACAUGGAGAGGCUCACGAACUCCGAGAUGGUUACCCCAAAAGUGUGAAGGAGGGAUUGGGGCUUGAGGGUCAUAUAGAUGCUGCCUUCAUUUGUCCCAAGGAAACAAUUGUUCAUGUCAUCGAAGGUAAUAAAAUAUAUGAUGUGGACCUGGGGGUUGAGCCACAUACCCAUACAGAGGCAAAAUCUAUCCCAUAUAAGCAUGUUGAUGCUGUCCUGUGUGGAGCAGAAGGUGUGUCAGUAAUCAUUGAUGACAAUUUCUACCACUAUGACAGCCUUCUUAUAUUCAUUGGUGGGAGGAUACUGCCCCCGAAGCAAGAUGUGAACACGAAGCUUCUCGGCUGUGACCAUCAUGUGUGAGCGUCAGAGAGAAGAUAACACCACAACUAAAGGAGGACCACAAACCUUUCAUCCUCUAAAUAAUGCAAAGUUAAAACCUAAAACAGGCUCUAAUGGUGUUCCUCUGACUUAUCACUCUGGCCUUGAAUGCAUUUUCCUACCUCUGGUGCUCUGUUUAACUAAGCCUGAAUUUUAUUCCACAAUAUGCAACUUAAGCUAUGUCUUUUUUUUUUUUUGACCACUGUGCAGAGUGCCAUUUCAAAUAGCUGCAUCCAUACAACAAGGCUAUGAUGUCUCUGUCAGUGCUGUUUGUGAACAUCGAGAACCACCUGUGCACUUUGUGGCUGAUGAAUAAACUAAAGUAAAAAUCA